Messenger RNA from Guyanagaster necrorhizus, 655 nucleotides. RefSeq lists its product as uncharacterized. The record is from RefSeq and is a predicted model, not a curated record. The transcript has a single exon. NCBI's taxonomy places the organism in Eukaryota, Fungi, Basidiomycota, Agaricomycetes, Agaricales, Physalacriaceae. Bases 121 to 501 code for a protein of 126 amino acids.
ACAUCAGACCCUUAGACCUAGGUUCAGUUUCUGCAUGAUUCAAGGUCGCUCCACUUGGCCCGAACCACGCCGUGGACAGAUGGUUGGAGGCUGAAGUCUGCGUCUCCUUUCUUUUUCACUAUGCGAGCACUACACAGCGGAGGCAUGCUAAUCGAUGGGAGGGUAGAGUUCAUGGAUCUAUGGCAUGAGUUGAAGGUUCCUGAUGAUGUGGAUCUGGCAAGACAGUUAGCGACUGGCAAGUACUUUUUUCACCCCUUAUUUCACUUCUCAACGCCGAGGCACAGAGGGUCUCCAGGUUACGGCGAGUCAAGCUGCCCCUGUCAAGGCACCAAACAAGAAGAAGGGCAAGAAAGGGGGGGCACCACGCCAGCGACAAAUCCGCCUCACCAAUACACAUUUGAAGGGAGAAAUCGAUUUGUCGCGGGAUUUUGUGGUACCGGGAAAAUGAGCAUAUUUAGUAUCAUUUUGUUUUUCAGGGACAUCCUGUACUUAACCUACUAGAGCAUCUGAAUAUAUUCAAUAUCAUUGACUUGGUUAUUACUGAGGAAGCUGCCGAUGGAUUAGUCACUGCACGAGAAGCUGCCAUACUAGUAAGACCACAGUGUGGUUCUCAGAUCUUAGCCAUGCUAUCGCCAGCGCGCGACUCAGGUGAUCU